This is a messenger RNA of Sesamum indicum (sesame), 3609 nucleotides long. RefSeq names its product Tetratricopeptide repeat (TPR)-like superfamily protein. Gene Ontology annotation, molecular function: protein binding. Lineage: Eukaryota; Viridiplantae; Streptophyta; Magnoliopsida; Lamiales; Pedaliaceae. The record is from RefSeq and is a predicted model, not a curated record.
GACAUUCUCAGGACAAGCCCAGGGAGGGUGAUAUAAUUUGAGACCGAGCCCAACUGCUGGUUAACUAGAGAUCUUCCUGCAGAGGAGGUGGUCACUGCCGCAGUGGCGAGAGGAGCUCCGGCGAUAACAAUGAUGAGGUUAGCUGUACGCCUUAAACCGAUGAGAAAUUCGUUCUGGGAAUGGAAAGCAUCAGAAACCGGGCGAAAGAGUUCAGCUGGCUUUGUUGAAGCGUGGCGAUCUUUAGCAACUUCUAAUGGAUCAUGGCUAAGGGAGCCAAUUGUGAGGCCAAUGCAAGACGAAAUUGUUAAUGCGCUUCAUUUGGGGGAGAGAACUAGAGCUUCUCAUCUGCUGUCUGAGCUUGGCAGGGAAGGCCAAGCAUUGCAAGCUGCGGAUUUCAUUUCUAUACUUCAGUAUUGUGCAAGAACACCUGAUCCAUUGUUUGUGAUGGAGACAUGGAAACUUAUGGAGGAAAAGGAUGUUGAAUUGAAUGGCAAAUGUUAUUUUCUUACAAUUCGAGCUCUAUGUAAAGGCGGUUAUUUAAAGGAGGCAUUCAAUAUUAUUCAAACAGAAAACUCAGACAUCUAUCCUACAUUGCCGGUAUACAACAAUUUGUUGGAAGCCUGCGUUCAAGUGAAUAGCUUAAAUCACGCUAGUGAAUGCUUGCAUUUGAUGGAGCAGCAGGGGGUGGGAAAAAAUGCUAUAACUUACUUCCUUCUUCUCAAGCUUGCAGUCGUGCGGCAGGACCUCUCAGCAGUCCGUGAUAUUUGGAAGGAGUAUAUCAACUGCCAUACUCUUGGAAUUAUAACUCUCAGGAAGUUUAUAUGGUCCUUCACAAGGUUGAGAGAUUUAGAUUCUGCUUAUGUGGCCUUACAGCAAAUGAUAGCCAUGGCUUUACAGCAGAAAUUUAGACUCACCAAAAAUGCUGAAGGAAGGUUGUCUGAUUUGAUGUUGGACAUUCCUAUCCCUUGCCGUAAUGAGUUGACUUUGAAUGGAUAUGCAAAGAAUAAUUGUACUUCUAUACCUUCUGUUGCUGGAUAUUGUGAUGAGAAGUACUCAAUUAAGGGGUUUAAAUUUGGCAUGGAAGCAAAAAAAGUUGAGGCAGAUGGAUUCAGUUUGUCAAAACAGCCCAUCUCUGAACCAGUUGUGAAACUAUUGAGGUGCUCCUUUGGUGACUUGAUUCAUACUUGUGCUAAUUCACAAAAUGUUCUGUUGGCUGAGCAAUUAAUGUUACAGAUGCAAAAUCUUGGCUUGGAACCGUCAUGCAGUACAUAUAAUGGCUUCAUAAGAGCAUUGGUUUCUGUGAAGGGUUUCCAUGAUGGCAUGGAAAUGCUAAAAGUUAUGCAACAGAAAAAUAUGAAGCUUCAUGAUUCAACUCUUGCAGCCUUAUCAGUCAGCUGCAGCAGGGGUUUAGAACUGGAUUUGGCUGAGACAUUCUUGUCUCAGAUAUCAAAAUGUCAUCACACUUACCCUUUCAAUGCAUUCCUUGAAGCAUGUGAUAUUCUGGACAAACCUGAACGAGCUGUUCGGGUAUUAGCUAAAAUGAAACAUUUAAAGAUUCUGCCCGAUGUCAGAACAUAUGAACGACUGUUUUCAUUAUUUGGCAAUGUCAAUGCGCCUUAUGAAGAUGGAAAUAUGCUAUCACAGUUUGAUGCUGCUAAAAGGAUAAAUGCAAUAGAAAUGGAUAUGAUGAGAAAUGGCAUCCAACACAGUCAGUUAUCAAUGCAAAACCUUCUGAAAGCUCUUGGGAUGGAAGGAAUGACAAAGGAACUGAUUCAGUACUUGAGUGCUGCAGAGGACCAGUUUUUACACAGAAGCACUCAUGUGGGAGCACAUAUUUAUAACACUGUUUUGCAUUCGCUUGUUGAGGCUAAAGAAAGUCAUGUGGCAAUUAAGAUAUUCAGGAGUAUGAUUUCUUGUGGAGUCUCACCAACUGCAGCCAGUUAUGAUAUCAUGAUUGACUGCUGUAGUAUAAUAAAAUGUUAUAGAUCUGCUUGUGCCCUGAUAUCGAUGAUGAUCCGUGAGGGUUUCUAUCCAACAGCUGUGACUUAUACAUCCCUCAUAAAGAUCUUGCUGAAAUUUGAAGACUUUGAUGAGGCCUUGAAACUACUCCAUCAGGCGAUCUCAGAAGGGAUUCAACCUGAUCUGGUGUUGUAUAACACUAUUCUUCAAGCAGCUAGUGAAAAGGGAAGAAUCGAUGUGAUUGAGCUGAUUGUUGAGCAGAUGCAUCAAGAUAAAAUCCAGCCUGAUCCGUCAUCUUGCAGUCAUGUUUUCGCGGCAUAUGCAAACAAUGGCUUCCAUAGCACUGCCAUGGAAGCCUUGCAAGUUUUGAGCAUGAGAAUGAUUUCUGAAGAAGACAAUAUUCUCGAAGAGCACAGAUUAGAGUAUGAGAAUCUAAUUUUUGAUGAGGACUUGGAAGCUGAAUCAAAGAUACUCGAGGUUUUCAAAGAUUCAGCAUAUCUUGCUGUUGCCAUACUGUAUUUGAGAUGGUGUGCUACUUUUGGAUUUCCGAUAUCUUGGUUGCCAAAUCAAAGUCCUUGGGCCAAGAGACUAUCAUGGUAUCAUGCUUCUAGACUUGGCUAAUUGAUUCAAGGUAUGGCUACAUAUAUCCGGUUGCUCGUUUGGUCCAGAACAAGCAAGACACAUGAUUUGAGAUGCAGUGAAUAUUUUGAAAAGCAUACCAGUGAACAGCUGGAAGCUCUUGACUACUUUGGAGGCACUCAAUCCAUCGGCGACCUUCACUUUCUACAUUUUGUAAAUCUACCUCUGAAUUCAUCCUCACUUCACGGAAAAUGUCUCAAGUUGGCCAGAGACUUUAAAAGCUUCCUAAAGCGAAAUGGUUUGUUAGCAACUCCUUCAGAUCUCAAAUCAGAUCCAAACUAAAUGGCAAAUUAGAGAACAGAUGCGGCCAACAGGUUGUCUCGUUCAAACUCUUUGUACUCAUUGAUUUUCCUGUUUAUCGACAAAAAUGGAGUUGUUUCUUCUCGAUUGGUUCUUCCUCCGGUUGAAGGCUGGUCAAGUGAUCAAAAGUGUUAAUUUACCAUUGCUAAUUUCAUCAGACUUCACCCAACUCCUGGUAAAUAUUUCACUAUUACAUUUAGAGAAUUAGCUCAGGUGGGUUGAAAUCAAAAGACGGUGGAAUUAACUUGAUGCUUGCUGGCACCUUUGAAGAGCCAGUACCCUACUAUAUGUCUGGUGCAGUCGUAUGAUUCUUUGUCACAACAGAGUGAGGACCAUUUUAGAGUUCACCUGUUGCACAUUGAUGAGAUCAGCAGGGGUUGAAACUCCUCAACUCUUUGUAAGUUGGUGUCUGCAGGAAUCAGGUUAAUAUUGUGUAAUGAAAUUUGCAUUAUUCACCAGAAUAUUAGCAGCAGUUAGCAGCACUUGCUUAUCUGCUUUCAGCUUUUGAAGGAAGGUAACUACUUUAAGAGUUUGGUAAGUAGGAGCUGAAACUGCAAGCACCUAUUUUAGCUUUUUUCAAGUGAAAAGCUGAAAAGUGGGGUAGAAUCUUCACUUUCAAAUCAUGUUUUAUCUUUUAUUUCAUUUCUAUGUCAAAUCAUGUUCUAUCUUUUAUUUCAUUUGCCAUAUAUGGAUUAGAUGUACAAAAGUUAA